This is a messenger RNA of Schistosoma rodhaini, 954 nucleotides long. The record is from the annotation of a GenBank genome assembly. NCBI's taxonomy places the organism in Eukaryota, Metazoa, Platyhelminthes, Trematoda, Strigeidida, Schistosomatidae.
AUGAGAUAUAAUUUUUCGCCUAGUCUAUGGAUACGAAUUUAUCUUAUAUUUGUUUGGCAUUACAAACGUUUCAACUGCAAUGACAUUUGCGAAACCUCUGAUUUCAGUCCUUAUGAUAUUGUCAUUAUUGAGAAUGAUACUUAUCGAUAUUCUUUUCAUUAUAAAUAUUCAAUGAGGAUUCAACGUUAUCAACCUCAACCAGUUUCCAGUGACCGUUUCAAAAAAAUGUCGACCUACAUAUACUAUGCUACACCUCAAUUCUCGUUUACUUUUUACGGUUUUCACGUCGAACAAAUUGAUAUUUACAAAAAUCAUGGAGAAAAUGUAUUUCAAUUUCAAAAUACCUACAUUGGAACUAUUGAUAGUUACAUAGAAGAAUUUGAGAACUCUGAAUCCAGAGUUUUGGAUGAGAAGGUUACAGCCACAAUGACGAGUUUAAUACACCCAAAUGGGAAGGUGUCGUUCUAUUAUGAUAACAUUCCUACGGAAAUUGAGGAAAGUAGGUUGCAAUCGGAAAUCUAUGGAUCAAUACCUUGUGAAGAUGGUCACACAAGGUCUCCUGAGAUAUCUGUUCCAGUAAAAUGGAUCAAAAGUGGUACGUUGGUGGAGUUUGAAGCCAUGAGAGACCGUUGUUUGCAGUACAAUACAAGUGAAACAUGCCAAAAUGCAACGACAUCGAUUGUGAGAUGUUUUUGGUGUGAAAGAGAGAGGGCGUGUAUAGAAAGUAACGAUCAGAACACUCAUUACUUGAAAGUGAACGACUGCCGUGUUGAGAAGAACCCGGAUGUCAACGAUUUGAAUAGUUCAACAACAAUGAAACACAGUGAAACAACAUUGGGGAUCACUGAGGUGGAGAAUAUGAGUACCUCGGUAACGGAAGAACAUGAACAACACAUAUCACGUUGGUACUUAUUAUUUGUAAUUCCUUUGGUCGCCUUUCUAUUUUUUAUAUGA